Molecule: messenger RNA, 939 nt
Organism: Athalia rosae (coleseed sawfly)
Lineage: Eukaryota; Metazoa; Arthropoda; Insecta; Hymenoptera; Athaliidae
Product: tigger transposable element-derived protein 4-like
Exons: 1
Coding region: 1-939 (312 amino acids)
Cellular component (GO): nucleus
Molecular function (GO): DNA binding
Source: RefSeq, a predicted model, not a curated record
AUGUCAUCUCAACGUCGUAGAGCAUCCACGAUUGAGGAGAAAGGUGCAAUAAUAGCCAGAUUGAAAAAUGGAGAAUUGAACCAAUCUCACGCAAAGGAAUUUGGCGUGAGUCAUUUGACAAUCUCAGUGAUUCUCAGAAACAAGGAUGGGAUUAAGCAAUCGUUCAAUUCAAACGUUUUGAAACCGAAGCAGCUUCGAAAAUCGCGACUAGAAAAUGUUGAUGAAGCGUUAAUUCGGUGGUUUAAAAUCACGAGAAACAAAGAAAUACCUAUCAGCGGCCCUAUGCUACGGAAAAAGGCGCAUGCUUCCGCCGCGCGUUUUGGUAUUCCCGAAUUCAAUUGUUUCGCAAGCUGGAUCAGUCGUUUUGAGGGUCGACAUAACAUUGUGGCGGGAAAAAUUGUCGGUGAAUCUUCGUCUGUUGAUCAAAAUUCAACAACGAACUGGUUGACGUCUGUAUGGCCGAAUCUACGAAGACAAUUCUCUGAUGAUGAAAUAGUUAAUGCUGAUGAAACUGGACUGUUUUACAAAUCAAUACCGAACAAAACUCUGAAAUUUAGAGGUGAGAAUUGUAGUAGAGGCAAGAUGUCGAAAAAUAGAAUAAGUGUCAUGGUAGCAGCCAAUAUGAGCAGCACGAAAAAAAAAAAAUUGCUUGUUGUUGGGAAGUCAGAAAAACCAAGACGUUCUAAAAGUAUCAAAUCGUUGCCUGUCGAUUAUGCUAACAAUCAUAGAGCUUGGAUGACGUCAGAAAUUUCUGGAAAAUGGCUGCGAGAUCGAAAUCGUGAUUUGGUGAAGAAAAAGAAAAAGAUUUCAUCGCUGGUAGAUAAUUGCCCGGCGCAUACAAAAGUUACUGAUUUGCUAGUCUAUAACACUUGCUUUCCGUCCGUCGGACACAACAUCAGUACUACAGCUGAUGAAUCAAGACAUGGUACGAUCACUUGA